Toxotes jaculatrix (banded archerfish) is the source of this 2690-nucleotide messenger RNA. RefSeq lists its product as uncharacterized. The transcript is spliced from 4 exons. The record is from RefSeq and is a predicted model, not a curated record. Lineage: Eukaryota; Metazoa; Chordata; Actinopteri; Toxotidae. The coding region runs from base 223 to 987 and encodes 254 amino acids.
AAAAAGUUUCCUUUCCCUUCCCCUUUUCUUUCAGGUUCCAGCACUCUCUCUCCACAGUAACAAGCCGUUCGCCUUCCUGGUAAUUCCUCUUCAUUGUUCUCUAAUCAUUAACUUUUAGAGUUGUUUGACUAAGGAUACAUCAGCACAAGCUUAAGGAAACUACAAGCACUGGAGCCGGUGAGAAGCACCAAUCCUCCUGAGUGAAGGGCAAAAGAGUUGACAAUGGAGUUCACAGCACUGCACAUACUCUGGCUUGUAUCUGCCUUCAGUUUGACAACACAAGAGUUGAAACUAAUUGUGAUUCCCAAGAUUACUGCAGAGUGUGACAAACAGGUCACCCUACAGUGCAGCGUGCCCUCAUCUGUAAAUGGACUAUCGAUCAAACUUAUGGAGUGGUCCCACAGCAGAACAUCUUGGUGUUCUGUGAACGGAGAAAGAAACAUCACAUACAAGAGAAAUACAUUAAAUGACUUCCAUUGUGAGUAUAAAGAGGGACAAUUGUCCGUCAUCUUCCAAAAGGUGCAGCCACUGCAGAGCGGACUGCACAUGUGCAAACUUCAAUCCAACAAAGGACCUUCGCAUGAAUAUACUACGGUGGAGUUAGAAGAGUGUUGUGGGACCGUGACGGGGGUUUUAACAAGUCGAGGCCCUUCCUGCACCUUCAAAAAUGUCUACCCAGACAGUGAUGUGCACUGGUUCAGCGGAUCCCACAAUCUAUCAGAUGGCUCUUUAAAGCACAACACUACUAAACGCGUGGAGGAAGGGGGUUGGCUGACUAUCCAUAGUGACCUGGAGCACAGAAGCUCAGACGUGCCCUUCAACUGCUCCUUGAAGAGCAGCACAUCUGGUAGAUACAUUGCAAGUGCUUUGGUUCAGAAAGGCCGGGCCCUGUACAAAUAUUCACAAUCCAAUGGAGUCAGAUCAGCGGGACCUCUGGGGACAUUUUGUCUGUGUAUUUCAAUCUUACUUGCUGUCACGCUAAAAUAAUGGAUUUGCCAAAAAUCCUUCCACAUCAUGGAGUGUGAUAAGGAUUAUUGUGAAGCAAUGCUUAACACUGAUUAAGAACAAUGAGUAACUCUGAGGUACUGAAGUUUAUGUAAUCUUUCAAAUUACAGGGUAAUGUACUCUCAGUUAAGUGAAUCCUCUUGCAUGGUCCAAAAGUGUAUUAUUCUACCUAUUAGCUCUUGGCUGAUGUGAGGACGGAAAUUACAGACUGCUGAGAGGCGAUAACAAGGGAGCUGAUAAUCAUUGCACUGUAUAAAAUACCACAGUUUUUUCUUUUUGAUGUAGAAUCGCAGGCGAGGGAGCACGGCAUAUCGGUUUCAUUACACAACAAAGACACACAAAGAAACACACAGAGAUACACUUAAAUAUAACUGCAAACACUCAAGGAGUUCAUUUGACUACCUGUUUGAUUUAGUCUUGAGUUGCGAACUUUCUAGCUGCAAAUUAUUUGCAGGAGCGUAUAUUUAUUUCUGAAAGGAUGAGAUGAAAUUGUAAGUUGGCAGGUGUGUUCACCAUGUGUCUGCAGGGCAGCGGUCAGUAUGUGACUGUUAACACUGUGAAAAUAAUAUCUGUCCAUCUUGAACAGAAUGCAGACCUCAGAAGAUGGGCUCUGCUGUAAAUUCCCUUCAGAAACAGUGAAGUCUGUGUGUGAAAUUUCAAAUAGCUGAGCACAGGAACUCUUGGCCAUGCAACAACCCCUGGGGUUUGUGGUUGGAUGCUGCCCUCUGGUGACUUAGUGGUGAUCAGUAAUACAUGUGACUGCUGUACAACUAAGUGGAGGGAAAAGGUUUGUUGUGCUCAGAGAAUGUAAAAAUGACUGCUUCAGUGCCCUGGCUAAAGCAGACAUGAGUAAGAAGACUGAUAAAGAUCAUUUCUCCAGUUGCACAUCUUCAGCUUGCGCUCUGUCUCUCACUACUUAUGUCUUUGCAGCCGUAGCUCGAAGCUAGAGGACAAACUCAGCUCCAAGGCUAAAACUCUACCUUUUUAACGGCUCAGUGCACCCUCUCCAGACAGGACAUUUGAGAGCCUUUUCAAGUCAGAAUGACUCUCUGCUAAUGGUGUCACUAAAUCUGCGCUAUGCCGGGGCAGGUUGAGCUUUUAGCAAGACAUUGCUGGGGCUGAGAGCCCACUGGGUAAAUAAAAACAAGGUCACCUUGACAAGUCCAGCGCACAUGGAUACAUCCAGACACAGACCUGACAAACAUAUAUGCACACAUACACGUCCACAUGAGCUGAGAUGUGAAAUAUUUGUGUUGUUGUCUUUAAUGUGUUUUAUGGAAUAAUCUAUCAAAAGCAGAAUUUUGAGAAAUCUUGCUACUGGCAUGUUUUUUAAAUAUCUUUUCUGACAAAGUGAAACAGUCUUAUUCCUACCAAGUAUGUGGCUGUGCACAGUUAAAGUGGUUUAGAUAAAUGGUCACAGAAUAUAAUGCUUUUGAGCAUGUUGAACAUGUUGAGCGAUGUUGAACAAAUUAUUCAAAUGAGGUGUGUAUCUUAAAAUUAACUCUUUAACUAAGCCUUAGAACAAUCACAGUCAUUUGCUUUAAAUGGAGCUGUAUGCUCAUCUAUUAUAUUAUGAUACAAAUGUAAACACUGCUUACAGGCAUGUUUUUGUUCUAUUAAUUCUAUUUGUGUAUAGAACAGAGAAAGUCUAAAUAAAUUAUAAUGUUCUUUUCAUUGUUUUACAA